This is a messenger RNA of Salmo salar (Atlantic salmon), 1725 nucleotides long. RefSeq lists its product as uncharacterized. The record is from RefSeq and is a predicted model, not a curated record. Lineage: Eukaryota; Metazoa; Chordata; Actinopteri; Salmoniformes; Salmonidae.
CAUAAACAGCUGGUCAACCACCUCGGUAGCUUGCUAGCCAACAUAGCCGAAAGAUUCAAGCUAUUUAUACGCUUUCGGUGUAUAUUACCUACUGUGUAUUAGACACACUUCUAUGGUAUCUACUUGUUAACCUAUUUAAUGUAAUAUUACGUUAUUUUUUAUUAGUCAGCUAUAGUAGCUGGCUGGUUAAGUUAGCACUAGCCUCGUCGCCAAUGAUAGCUAGCUAGCUAACAUCCCCGAAAAUGAGCUCCCUAAACUACUCCCCUCCUGUUAAAGAAGAGGAAGUCUGCUGGACGGAGAAAGAAGCUCUGGGGCUGAACAUUGUCGUGAAAGAGGAGAAGGAAGAGGAGGAUGUUACAGUUCAAAAAGAAGUAGGGGGUGAGGCUGUUACAAUGAAAGAAGAAGAGAAAGACGUUUCAGUGAAAGCAGAGGAGGAAGAGAAAGAGGAUGGAGUUUUUGAAGUGAAAGAGGAAGGAGAGGAGGAGACAGAAGGAGAGAGAUGGGACUAUUGUGGAUCAUCUCUGGAGCCUCAACAACAUCAUGAAGCUGACGAGGCAGAGAAGAGUCUCUCCAGAUCAGAACUCCUCAAGAAACACCAGCAGAUACCCACAGGAAAGAAACCGCACUGCUGCUCUGACUGUGGGAAACGUUUCAAAUCUUCAUCAGAACUUAAAAAACACCAGCGAGUACACACAGGAGAGAAACCUUAUAGCUGUGAUCAGUGUGGCAAGAGUUUUACUCAGUCAAACAGCCUGAAAUCACACCAGAGAACACACACAGGAGAGCAGCCAUAUAGCUGUGAGCAAUGUGGGAAAAGCUUUUCUCAGAUAGAACACCUUAAAGGACACCAGAGAACACACACAGGAGAGAAGCCUUAUAGCUGUGAUGUAUGUGCGGAUAGUUUUACUACAUCAAGCCAGCUGGUAGUACACCAGCGAGUACACACAGGAGAGAAAUCUUAUAGCUGUAAUCAGUGUGGCAAAAGUUUUACUCAGUCAAACAGCCUGAAAUCACACCAGAGAACACACACAGGAGAGAAACCUUAUAGCUGUGAUCAAUGUGGGAAAAGCUUUUCUCAGGUAGAACUCCUUAUUAAUAAAGGACACCAGAGAACACACACAGGAGAGAAAUCUUUUAGCUGUUAUCAUUGUGGGAAGAGUUUUACUCAAACAGCCUGAAUAGACACCAGAGAACACACACAGGAGAGAAAUCUUAUAGCUGUGAUUAAUGUGGGAAAAGCUUAGGUAGAACUUAUCUGACUGAACAUAAGCAAACACACACAGGAGACAAACCUUACCACUGCUCUGACUGUGGGAAGAGCUUUACUUCCCUAAGAAACCUGACACAACACCAGAGAACACACACAGGAGACAUACCUUACCACUGCUCGGACUGUGGGAAGAGCUUUGCUUCCCUAAGAAGCCUGACACAACACCAGAUGUGUCCUCUCUGGAAAAAAGCAGGAGCAGACAUUUCUGAACUCUUAAUCAACAGGCCUUUACACCCAUGAAUGAGUAUCAAUAAUGUGUCACUAUUUCUGAGGCUAUAUGAUGUAUCGUUCAGCAGAUUUACUUUGUAAUAUUAAUUUAUUUGUUUUUAUCUCUUGAUUUGAUUGCCAAUAGCGUGAAAACCUGUCAUCAAGGCAAAGGGUUUUGAAGAAUAUACAAUACAUUUUGAUUUGUUUAACACUUUUUUUGGUUACUUCAGGAUUGCAUGUGUUAUUUC